Messenger RNA from Strongylocentrotus purpuratus (purple sea urchin), 2663 nucleotides. Its product is annotated as zinc finger protein OZF. Gene Ontology annotation, cellular component: nucleus. The record is from RefSeq and is a predicted model, not a curated record. Gene Ontology annotation, molecular function: RNA polymerase II transcription regulatory region sequence-specific DNA binding; DNA-binding transcription factor activity, RNA polymerase II-specific. Lineage: Eukaryota; Metazoa; Echinodermata; Echinoidea; Camarodonta; Strongylocentrotidae. The transcript has 3 exons. The coding region runs from base 135 to 1328 and encodes 397 amino acids. Gene Ontology annotation, biological process: regulation of transcription by RNA polymerase II.
UUACCAUCGCGGAGGGCGCUGUGAAGAAAACAAUUCCAAUUAUCCUUAUUUAUCUAUCAAGGAAGUGAAGAAAUGGCGUCGAAAAGGUCCUAAUUUUGUUGGAUGUUUUUCCUUACCAAAGCUGAAGCAGUACAAUGGAUCUGAGUCUGGCAAAAGGGAAGAAAAUAAUGAAAGACGAACCCCAGGAUGAACUUAAAAAGGAGGGUCUGACCCUGAAUGAUGGCGCCAAAUCCAAACCACUCAAAACCAAAUGUGCUAAAGCAGAAAAGAUGGAGGAAAGCAGAGUGUCAAAGGGUAACAAGCAUCUUUCCUCAUUCAACUACCUCAUUAAAAACUCUGAUCAGUACUUUACCUCAAGGCGGGUCAUCAUGGUGCCCUUUGUCUGUGAAGAGUGCGGUGAAGCCUUUGAGAGCAUCUCGGAGCUUGUGCUCCACUUCCGGAGCCAUUUCAACGGCAGUCUUCACGAGUGCUCGGUGUGCCUGACUCCGUUCAGCAGCAAGCAUGCUCUUAAGAAGCACAUGGUGGCACAUAGCGCAGGUGACACCAAAGCUAGCAGACACUCGGGGAGUAAGGAUAAGGGGAACAAUCUGCAGGAGAAUGGGGGAGAUGGUGAAGAAGAGGGUGUAGGGUUGUUCAGGUGUGUCCACUGCAGGAAGGUCUUUGAGAGCGAGACGCACCUUGAGGAUCAUGCCGUCGAACAUCAGAUCCAGGAGCUGCACACGUGCGAAGAGUGCGGCAGGUGCUACCAACAGAAGCACCUCCUGGACAACCACAUCAAGAUGCACCACGUUGAGCUGUGGACGUGUGAGGAAUGCGGAAAGAGCUUUGAGAACAAGAAGCGACUGAUGGUCCAUUACGAGAUGCACAGCGGCAUCCAGGCCGAGAAGCGGCACAAGUGCGACGAGUGCGGGAAGGCCUUCGUUGCAAAGUCAAAGCUUCUGCGGCACAUGCGUGUUCACACGGGCGAGCGCCCUUUCCGUUGCGACGUCUGCGGCAGGGGAUUCAACGACAGGUCCAAUCUUUUCAUUCACGCUCGCGUCCACACGGGCGAGAAACCCUACACCUGCACGCUCUGCGGGAAGUCUUUCACGGGGAAGAACGACUUGAACAGGCACGAGAUGAUCCACACGGGAACCAGACCGCACACAUGCAAACAGUGUGGGAAAGGAUUCCGCGAGAGUUCAAAACUGAAGCGCCACAUCAAGACUCACAUUUUACAUGACUCAAUGCACAAACCCAACAUGUGUCCUACGUGUGGAAAGGGAUUCCGUGAGAAGUCAAAACUUAAGAGGCAUGUUAAGAUACACGAAAGAGCUAUUAAAAGCUGAGUAUGUUUAAACAUGUUACGACAGUGCUUCUAUUCAUUCCAAUCUGGUGUAUUACGUCACUGCAACAUUCAGAUAAACAUUUUUUUGUAAUGUCAGAAAGCCAUGUUCGUUGAAUUCCAUGCAUUUCAUGCUAUUUACAAUAUGUAAACAGCAAAAUUAUUUUUUUGUUAACCAGACUGGUAAGGCUUCAAUAGUGCCUUUAGUUUCAUUUGGCAUCUUAGUGAAAUGUGCUAUAUGUCUUUCUUGCAACUUCUUAACACUCACAGUGCCAUCUUUUUUGCAAAAGUAUGUCAUAAUGAGAGACGCGUUUCUACAGGAUUGAAGAAAAAAAAAUGAUUUUCAUACUUUUCUGGACUCCUCCAGGAAUGCUCUUCUGUAGAAAGUCAAUGUAAUCAGAUUAAAUCUGACUCUUAAUCAUGGAAUAGCGUACUGGAAACCAGAAGUGAUUCUUUCUCUGCAUGCACACCUUCCCAUUUCUCUAGAAAUGUUUGCGCACUCUAGCGUUAUCAUAUCUAGGUCAUGGGACAAAGUGCACUCUUUUGAGACAUGCAGUAUACAAGCUAAAGUCUAUUAACCUAUUGUCUGCCGGAACUGGGCAGUCCCUGUGUUAAGUCUAUGGGGAUGAGACAAUUUGGUAGUCAACAGGUUAAAUACACUCCUGUAGAAACAACCUGGUAACAACAUCUAGGAUAACUAGUGACAAUGUGACAGGGCUUUAUCAUGGUUUGUUUUGCAAAAUUUCUUCUGGAUAAAACAAGAGUUCCACAAAAUUGAACUUAAAAUAUAAACCUAAUUUCAAAGUCAUUCAGAAACACAUCAAUCUCAAUCUUUGUCCAGAAGCACUAGAUUCAAAUUGUAGUGGUUAGAAGUAAGUGUGAAUUUUCACUACAAAAUUAAAUGAUUGCUUUUCUGCUGACAAAGUGUCAGAAAGAAUGUUUCUAUUUUGUAACCUUAAUUGAAAAGAAAAUGUUCUGUUUACUGUCUAUUCAUGUUCCAUGCAAAGCAUUCCAUACAUUUUGAGUUGGAACUUGGAACUCUCACUAAAAACAUGACGGACAAAGAAAGAGGACAAAAUAUACAGUUCCUCAUUCUACCCUCAACAGUUGCUGUGGUAGACAAAGGAACAUCCCUUCACUGCUAUUAUGUAAAAAUGUGUAGAACAUGAUGUCUGGUCGGUGUGUUUCAAACCAUCAGAUCAUCUUAUUCAUGUGACAGUUUGCUAGUAAAUGUAAAGAAGAAGAAGUGGAUGGAGAGAGUGUCAUCAUGGCACCAAAGUCAGUAAAUCCAUUGUAAGAGGGGAAAUACUGACUUGAAUAAAUGAUGAUGAUGAUGAUG